CUCUCCACGCGCCUCCGACGCUCCGCUUUUCUUUAAGACGUCGGCCCGGCGCGAGCCCAGCUAGAUGUGGAGGGUUGUGCGUCCUCCUGUGCCUGAGUUUGGUUUUCCGAGUCAAAGAGCUCAUCCCCGCCAGAUAGCACUCAGCUCAUCGCCUCCUUUGUUACUUUUUGUUGUUGUUUUUUUGUUUUAAAGAGAGAGAGAAGGUGGAGGCUUCCAAAUAACGCAACUGAGAAGAGACAUCUGCCGCGUGCAAGGCUUGAUUAUCUUUGAGGAAGAAAUUUGUCGCCAUGAGUUCCGAAAAGAGCAACAGAAUGGAAGAUGAAGCGGUGCUGGACAGAGGAGCAUCUUUUGUCAAGCAUAUGUGUGAUGAAGAGGAAGUGGAAGGCCACCACACUGUGUACAUCGGUGUGCAUGUGCCCAAGAGCUACCACCGUAGGAGACGCCACAGACGCAAGUCGAACCACAAGGAGAAGCGGGAACGUGUCGAGCAGAUUGUGGGAGCCUACAAGUCUGACGCAGAGAACGCGGACGACUCCUGCACGAGCAUCCUGAAACCCCUCAUUUCUCCGGCUGAGAGGAUUCGGUUCAUUCUGGGAGAGGAGGAUGACGGCCCACCACCCCCGCAGCUCUUCACAGAGCUGGACGAGCUCCUGUCUGUGGACGGGCAGGAGAUGGAAUGGAAAGAGACGGCCAGGUGGAUUAAGUUUGAGGAGAAGGUGGAGAAAGGUGGAGAGCGUUGGAGCAAGCCUCAUGUCGCCACGCUGUCCUUACACAGCCUAAUGGAGCUCAAAACGUACAUCGAGAAGGGGACAGUCCUGCUAGACAUGGAGGCGUCCACACUGCCACAAGUUGUCGAAAUGAUCACCGAUAGCCAGAUUGAGACUGGUCAGCUGAAGGCAGACCUAAAGGAGAAGGUGGUGUACACUCUGUUACGAAAGCAUCGCCACCAGACCAAGAAGUCCAACUUGCGUUCUCUUGCCGACAUCGGCAAGAGUGUUUCCAGUGCAAGCCGGCUGUUUUCAAAUCAGGAAAAUGCACCGCGCUCGUCCUUCGAUCACUCUGUGCCUUGUUUAAUUCCACAAGACCCGGCGGAUUCAUAUGAGGUCAUGAGGAGCUCCAGCAUGGGACACCUCUGUAGCCCUACCACUACCCACCGGAACCUCACCUCCAACAGCCUGAGCGAUUUCUCUGAUAAACCAGAAAAGGAUCAGCUGAAGAAUAAGUUCAUGAAAAAGUUGCCCCCCGAUGCCGAGGCGUCAAACGUGCUGGUCGGAGAGGUGGACUUCCUGGAAACCCCGUUUGUUUCUUUUGUCCGUCUGCAGCAGGCCGUUAUGCUGGGAGCGCUUACUGAAGUUCCCGUGCCCACAAGAUUUAUGUUUGUACUUUUGGGACCUAAAGGAAAGUCCAAGUCUUACCGAGAGAUCGGAAGGGCAAUCGCCACCCUGAUGUCCGACGAGGUGUUUCAUGACAUCGCCUACAAAGCGAAAUGCAGGAAGGACCUGCUGGCUGGAAUCGACGAGUUCCUGGACGAAGUGAUCGUCCUUCCUCCUGGCGAGUGGGACCCCGACAUCAGGAUAGAGCCACCCAAGUCCCUUCCCUCCUCAGACAAAAGAAAGAACAUGUAUGCUGGAGGAGAGGCUCCUCAGAUAAAUGGAGACACCCCCCAUGACACGGGACACGGAGGCGGAGGAGGUGGGCACCAAGUGGGAGAGGAGCUUCAGUGCACAAGAAAGUUUUGCGGAGGUCUUAUCCUGGAUGUGAAGCGAAAGCUGCCGUUUUUUGCCAGCGACUUCUACGACGCCCUCCACAUUCAGUCUCUGUCUGCCAUCCUGUUUAUCUAUCUGGGCACUGUCACCAACGCAAUCACGUUUGGAGGCUUGCUUGGAGACGCUACAGAGAACAUGCAGGGAGUGUUGGAAAGUUUUCUCGGUACGGCGCUGUCAGGAGUAGUGUUCUGCCUGCUAGCUGGGCAGCCGCUGACGAUCCUCAGCAGCACAGGCCCGGUGCUUGUGUUCGAAAGACUUCUCUUCAGUUUCAGCAAAGACAACAGUUUCGACUACCUCGAGUUUCGGCUGUGGAUCGGCCUGUGGUCUGGUUUGUUCUGCCUGGUGCUGGUCGCCACGGAUGCGAGCUUCCUGGUGCAGUACUUCACACGCUUCACAGAGGAAGGCUUCUCUGCGCUUAUCAGCUUCAUCUUCAUCUAUGACGCAUUCAAGAAGAUGAUAAAGCUGGCCCACCACAACCCCAUCAACUCGGAGUUCGACCACAACCUCAUCACUCAGUACGACUGCCGCUGCGUACCGGGUAAUUCAUCAACACUCCUCGAUACUUCUGCCUGGACAAGCCGUACUGACCUGCCGGAGAACGCCACCUGGGCGUCCCUGACCCAGGAUCAGUGUAAGGAGUUCGGAGGGCUGCUGGUCGGAAAGGCCUGUGACUAUGUGCCUGACAUUACCCUGAUGUCCUUCAUCCUGUUCUUUGGAACCUACACCUGCUCCAUGGCUCUGAAGAAGUUCAAGACGAGUAGAUUCUUCCCCACAACAGUGAGGAAGCUUAUCAGUGACUUUGCCAUCAUCUUGACCAUUCUUCUCUUCUGUGGCAUUGACGCCUUGGUCGGUGUGGACACUCCAAAGCUCAUAGUGCCUCGUGAAUUUAAGCCCACAAAUCCAGCACGGGGCUGGUUUAUUCCUCCAUUUGGAGGAAACCCCUGGUGGGUGUACCUGGCAGCUGCACUUCCUGCCCUCUUGGUCACGAUUCUGAUCUUCAUGGAUCAACAGAUCACUGCGGUGAUUGUGAACAGGAAAGAACACAAGCUAAAGAAAGGGGCCGGUUAUCACCUGGACCUGUUCUGGGUGGCCAUCCUGAUUAUAGUCUGCUCCUUCAUGGGCUUGCCAUGGUACGUAGCUGCUACCGUCAUCUCCAUCGCCCACAUCGACUCUCUGAAAAUGGAGACCCAGACCUCCGCCCCCGGAGAGCAGCCCAAGUUCCUGGGCGUCAGGGAACAAAGAGUCACUGGCAUCUUUGUGUUCCUCCUGACGGGACUCUCCGUCUUCAUGGCUCCUAUCCUGAAGUUCAUCCCGAUGCCUGUCCUCUACGGCGUCUUCCUCUAUAUGGGUGUGGCGUCUCUCAAUGGUGUCCAGUUCAUGGACCGUCUGCAGCUGCUCCUCAUGCCAGCCAAGCACCAGCCGGACCUCAUCUACCUGCGCCACGUCCCCCAGAGACGCAUCCACCUCUUCACCUUCAUCCAGGUCCUGUGCUUGGCUCUGCUCUGGAUCCUCAAGUCCACCGUUGCCGCCAUCAUUUUCCCCGUCAUGAUUUUGGCGUUGGUUGCCGUUCGGAAGGCCAUGGACUACGUGUUCUCCCAGCAUGACCUCAGCUACCUGGACGACGUGAUCCCGGAGAAGGACAAGAAAAAGAAGGAGGACGAGAAGAAGAAGAAAAACAAGAAGAAGGGAAGCAUCGACAGUGAAAUUGACUAUGAGAUUCGCCGCAAACUGUCCUUAACCCCCAUUCACCGUGCUGAACACUACUUUGGCUCCCCCUCUGUUUUCGGCUGCGGUUCCCACGGCUCACCUCAGAUUCGGAUCGACCGGGACGAGAACGGCUUCCUCAGCAGGAAGAGCUCUGAAACCGAACUGUGAAAGAAAUGUGCACACAAACAACACAACACUGCAAACAUCCCCUUAUUUUAUUUGAAUUCAUUUUAACUUUUAUUUUAUUACCACAGUGCCGAUCCGUGGCGGUUAUUUCUACGACAAUUCACACGAGGAUUUGAAUCCGAAUAGCUGGAAGUAUUUCGUUUCAACACUUUGGUGGUUCUGAGUUUGCAGCGUCGUCGGCUGUAAAACAAACAGAAGGUCAUCUGACUUAACUUUUGAAAGUAUGUGUUAUUAAUUUAUUAAACGUAACGUUUGUUGACAUGAACAGAGGUCCUGAAAGCAAUAGUAAUUAUAUUAUUUGCUAAAGUCAAUUACACUGCACAUACCAAUAUCCAAAGUUUUAAUUUAUUAUUAUUAUUAUGAAACACUUGCAUGCAAGUUUCUUUUAUUAGACAGAAAUCUUCACCUGAACGUCUCUGAGAGCCACGUCUUCCGUUCACAUGUUGCGAACUAAACGGCCUACACAAAGUCAUCUAUGCAAAAAUCACAAGCUGACUUAUAAACGUUUCAACAGAUUUGUUCCAACAAAUCCAAAAAUAAUACAAUAAAUACAAUAGCAUCAACACAGGUUUCAUCUUUAUUCAACUUUUUUUUUCCAAUCUCAGUUUCCUUUUUUGAUAUAUUUAUUGUUAUAUUUAAACUCACAGUAAAAUCGCUUACUGGAUGGACUUUAUGCAAUAGUUUUUUUCACUUUGUCUUCUCAGUGGUGUUUGUCCACUCAUCUGUCGUUUCCCUGUUUAUGGAGUCCUAGAUGUUUGAAACCCUCACGUAGCUCUACCUCUUCUUCUCUUUAGGUGCCAGACAUGUUUUUUUGUUUAUUUUUUUAUGAUUGAAAUAUUGUGCAAUGGUUUCUGAUCAAACACUAAUCUGAUUUAUUCCAUAUCCCCUCAAUUUGGCACUAUAUAAAUGUCAGAUUAAUUUUGUGACUUGUAUUAUUACUAUUAUAAUUGUUUGGUUUUUUUUCUAUCAUUGUAAAAAGUGAAAUAGCAAAUGUGUGAAAGGGCAAAUUCACCUGAUAUUUAAAAAAAAAACCCAACAAAAACAAAAAAAACCAAGAUAAUACUUUGAUGUUUGCAUUCGAACAACUGAACAUGGCAUUAAUAUUAAUACAUGGCGACUCGAUGAUAUUUCAAACACUGAAGUUGAGGAGGAAAUGAUCAUUGCUGCUCGUCUGAUGAGUUCAGUGUAACUUUGGGACAAUCGAUUCUUUGAUUAGGUAGCUUUUAUUUUACAACGUGAUCUUAUACAGAUGAUUUGAUUAAUAUUUAAUCUUUAAAUACUUUUUAGGUUGUAGUCUUUUUUUUUAAAUAAUGCAAAUCAAAAUUCAGACUGGUUACUGCUUCAUUGUCUUUUGGAGUAAAAAAUCAGACAAAAUGUAUACAGUGCUGCAAAAUGGGGUUUUUUUCUGACAUUUUUUGCUUUUUGGCCACAUAAAAAUCUGUUUCAGUUGUUCACUGUCCUGCUGCAUAACCCAAAUUGACCUGACCUGAAGGUCAUCUGGUUUUGUGAAUUACUACAUGCUGUUUAGGUCUUGAAGUCGCAUUUUCCCUUUUUUUUUUUUCCCUGAAAUGCUUUGACAUCAGAAAUAAAAAAUGUGGUCAAUCACAGCUAAUUCACCCCUUUCAUCUGGGGUUGGAUCCUCUUAGAACUAGAUCGAUGAUCUGAAACAUGUGACUGAAAAGCCAAAACAAAAGAAAUACGCAGUUUUGUACAAAUGCUUGUCGCAGCACUGUAUUCUGAUUGUCAUUUAACAAACACAUUUACAAUGAUCCAGCUCAAUUAUGCUCACCACCGGUACCAAACUGAUUCAUGCAAGGUUGAUUAAUAUAUAUCUGUGUAUUCAUGCAUCCAAAUCAUUUGAGCUGUGUAAGCAUAUUUAUUACUUCCAACUUUACAAUAUUCUCAUGCACUCUGUUUUGUCCAUCAUUUGUCUUGCUAAACGGCUCUGAUUCAUCUCUCACAGUAUGUUUAUUUUUUUUUUAUAAAUGUGAAGCUAAUGACUGUUAACGUAGCAUUUUUUUCCCCUCCCUAUAAGCCAGCCCUGGUCUUCCUCUUUGUUUCCUUAAUCUGUACAUCUUCUGCUUCCAUAACUGUUAUAUUUAUCAUGCUGUGACACUGAAACUAGUUUUAUGCCACGCAUCGUGUGUGCAAAACUGUCAGGCUACUCCUAAGGAAUUGAAGUGUUUUUCAAUGAAGCAGUGAUUUAAAUGAGAGCAAUAAAAAUAAAAUAAAACAAUCGGAAUGAUUCUUAAA
Molecule: messenger RNA, 5912 nt
Organism: Poeciliopsis prolifica (blackstripe livebearer)
Lineage: Eukaryota; Metazoa; Chordata; Actinopteri; Cyprinodontiformes; Poeciliidae
Product: electrogenic sodium bicarbonate cotransporter 1-like
Exons: 26
Coding region: 288-3641 (1117 amino acids)
Biological process (GO): bicarbonate transport; transmembrane transport; regulation of intracellular pH
Cellular component (GO): basolateral plasma membrane; plasma membrane
Molecular function (GO): sodium:bicarbonate symporter activity; monoatomic anion transmembrane transporter activity; solute:inorganic anion antiporter activity
Source: RefSeq, a predicted model, not a curated record